Plasmopara halstedii is the source of this 1944-nucleotide messenger RNA. RefSeq lists its product as uncharacterized. Lineage: Eukaryota; Oomycota; Peronosporomycetes; Peronosporales; Peronosporaceae. The transcript has 2 exons. The record is from RefSeq and is a predicted model, not a curated record. Bases 1 to 1944 code for a protein of 647 amino acids.
AUGAAUACAGAUCGAGAGCUGUUCAUCCAAGAGCUUGUGGCUGCACUACAGGAAAAGAAAGUGACGUCAAAUGAUGUUUUGUUUCACUCUAACUCAAGUGCUGAACAUGACAGUCAUUCAAGCUCUGAAAGUGACAAUACACUCCAAGAAUUCACUGGACUCUUUCAGUCGCAUUUAUUGUCCCCAUCCCCAACCGAUCGAAUGGAAAUGGCACGUGAUGCAUACAAUCAACUUCAAUUUGAUUUUCCGCAAGUUCAUGAUGCAUCAAUUGAAGCAUUAGCAGAAAUCUACCGACACAUAGUGAGCGACAAAUUUAAUGGUCUUGUGUUCGAAUUUUCAAUUACUGCUACAUUAUUGGAUGGUGUUACAUAUUUGAACGAUCAAACUUUGUCCGAUCAUAAUAUAUUGUCGUCCAGUUCGAAUAGUAGUGGGUUACUAGCUGCAUCAAUAUUAUUGCUAGUUUUUCGUUUUUGUUUGGAAAAGCCAAAGCAUGUUAUUGUGGACGAACUCUUGUCACUGGUCGUACAGCCCGAACAAAUGCUGCAAACAUUACAAGAUGAUACAAUGACACAUCAUGUAGGGAUGAAGAAAAAUGGAGAUGACACUAUCAAGACUUCAUUUGAGGCAAAGUUGCAAUUUCUUGCCUCCCGCACCUUUUCGUCCUCAUUUGACAAUGUACCAAUUGAAAAAUGGAAAUUGUGGCAUCUCGAUGAUGAAAUUAUUGCAAUAAUAAAGUUACUCUUAGGCACUCAUUCUUUUCAAGAUGAGAGUACAGGUUGGACGAGAGAAGAGAGUGCGUACAAUAUUACAUCCAUUCUUUACGGUCCAAGUGGCGAGUGGAGUCGCUAUUUGUUUAUCUUACGAGAUCGAGUGUUACAUUCUCCUGAUGCUAAUCGUACCUCGUUAUGGUAUUUGCAACAGUUACUCAAUUAUUUUCAUAGUUGUCACUUUAUUGCAUCACCAAUAUUUUUACAUGUCAAAUUUUUGGAUGUGCCUCACUAUCUCGUUUAUCGUGUACUGCUUGAGCUUGCACAGUCACAAGAGUUUCAACUUCAGAGUUCUCAACGCGCUUCUCAAGAGCUAUCAAAAGUUAUAGAAGAAGUCUUGCCUCUAUUUAUGGAAGAGAUGCAAUAUAUUGUGUCGUUAUCAAGUGCAACAAUUGAGUAUGAAAAAUUCGUGACAGAGAAAAGAAACCAAGUGGCAACUGUCAUAAUGCAACUAUUGAACGAAAUGCUACUUGCAACUUCAAAUUUGCGUGCAAUAACCAAAAAACUGUAUGCAAGUGGCAUGAUCCGUACAUUGCUCAUGCUCUUACCGUCUGAAAUCGAUCACUUCGACUUGGAUGGAAACACGUCAUGGGUUUCUGCUUUUCUUCGUCUUAUAGGCGAAUGUACCAUGUGGUACGCAGAUAUUGCCGUCUACUUAAGUCGUGUUGCCAAAUUUGUCAAGUUACUUCCCAUAAUGCAAAACUAUUUUGUGACUGAAAUAUUUCUUGUGGCAUUUGCAUUUCAUCAACAUGAAAUACCACUGCAAAAUGGGUUAAAUAUCAAAAUUUGGGACACUUUUCAAUCCACUCAAUUCUUUCCACUCUUGUGUAAUUCGUAUCUCGAUUCUGUAACCAAGCUCCAGAAUGUGCUAUUUGUACUCAAUUCGCUUCAAAAGAGCUUACGAAUAUUGCGACCUGUAGUACAAGAAGAACUGCAGCAGAAUUUAAAAGUUAUUUACGCGAAUUUGACGCAAUUCUUUAAGUAUCCAAAGUCUACGAAGCCGCAAGUAUUGAAAGAUUCGACAAGAAUAAUUGAUAAAGAAAAAGAGGGUGAAGAAGCUGAAACGCUGCAAUAUGUUGCAUUGCAAAACAAGUUGCGACAAAGUAUUAAGUUGCUUUUAAUUGCACAAUCUUCAAACUCACAAGUUGACGGUUGUGUGACGUCCAAAUUCGAUUAA